AUGAAGCUUUCCUUCGGACUUCUAGCAAUCUUUGCCCAAGCAAAAGAGGAAACUUGCUUCCACCCGAAAUUGGCGCAGUUUGACAGAGUAAUCAGAGGAAAAUACAAACGAAAAUUUGAGUUUGAGGAUCAAGCUCGCUACUUUUCUCAAAAAUACAACGAAAUGCUUCCAGUCGUCGGAAACCUGACCAUCCAGCUCCACGAAAUGGAAGAUCAUUACAAAAGCUGCUCAGGAAUGGUGCGCAGAUGUCACGAACAAACGAAUCUUCUACCGCGAAAAAUCCACUCUUGCUUGCAAGAACGUUGCGAGCAACGUUUUGGACUGUCAACGAGUUUGAGUUCGAUGAGAUCUUCUGGGCAACGACGAUGCUAUGAGCAAAAGUGCCAAGAAUGCAAAAAGUGCGACUGCCCUGUCUGCAGAACUGACUGUAUUACGCCGUGGAUGUCUGACUGGGCUCAGCAACCUGUGUUGAACUCUGACUCAGGCGAUGCGGAAUGUAUCAAAUCCGAGUACAAGAAGCUCGCCGAGGAAAAUCAAAAACUGAACGAGGAAUUUCAGACAGCGAUUGAGAAUUCUUGGGCGAUUUCUCAACAGUAUGAAAUGCUUAUGGCCAAAUACGAUCUUGGGCUGAAACACUACGAAGAAUACAAAGAAGCGUACAACAACUGCUUCGAGUCGCUAGAAAAAUGCGAUGCCCAGCUUAAUCAUCUCAGAUCACAAGUUUCUUCCUGCGAUGAAAACUGCGAAAUCGACCAAAAAUACAUUCGAGGAAACGGACGAUUCAAAACUCUUGUUUUCAGAAUUCAAAAAUUCGAGGCCGCUAACUUGGAAAAUCUGGUCACGUGCGAAACCUACAAGUCGAAAUGCGAACAGUGCAAUUAUUCUUGUUACUGUGAUCGCUGCCCUAGAUGCCUUGACACUGAAUAA
Molecule: messenger RNA, 927 nt
Organism: Oikopleura dioica
Lineage: Eukaryota; Metazoa; Chordata; Appendicularia; Copelata; Oikopleuridae
Source: the annotation of a GenBank genome assembly